AUGCUGGCGCUGCUUCUUCUCAUCACCUUACUGCACAGUCCUGCCUGUCUGUCAGUGACAGUGAGUAGUAGUAAACCCAGAGUGGAGGUCCAUGAACACACAGACGCUGUGCUUGCCUGUGAGUUCAGGACAGAGAAAGAUCAGAACCCUCGAAUCGAGUGGAAGAAGAAAGGGAAGGGGGUGACAUUCGUUUACUUUGAUCAUAAAUUUACUGGGUCUUAUAAGCAACGGGCCACGAUAGAGGGAGCAACACUGACGAUACACUCUGUCACGCAGAAAGACUCAGGGGAGUAUCGCUGUGAGGUGACGGCCAGCGAGGACCACGUCACCUUCGGAGAGGCGACUGUAAUCCUCAAUGUGCUCGUGCCUCCUCAUGUCCCGUCCUGCGAAGUGCCGAGCUCCGUGUUUGUCAGCGCGGACUUGGACCUUCUCUGUAAAGACAAGCUCAGUGUGCCGCCUGCUACCUACCGAUGGUACAAAGACAACAAGGCCCUGACGGCCACAGCAGAUACUCCAUUCAGCAUCGACACACACAAAGGCACACUGAAGUUUAAAAGUGUGUCCAAAAUGGAUUCAGGGAUGUACCGCUGCGAGUCCUCCAACAGUGUUGGGGCACCCAAGAGCUGUGUGGCACAACAACUUAAAGUCAUUGAUUAUCCUUUGAAUAUGACGAUUCUGAUAGCAGGUGCUGUAGGUUUUCUGUUGCUCAUCUUCUUCUGCUGCAUCUGUGUGUGCGUCUGCCGACGUCGGGGUUGCUGCAAGAAGGGAAAGAAAACAAAAAGCACAAAGUCCUACAACCCUCCUCCUCCUCCCACCCGCAAUCUCAAGAAGUACAAACAAACUCAGUCGUUCAUGAUCUGA
Scomber scombrus (Atlantic mackerel) is the source of this 861-nucleotide messenger RNA. RefSeq names its product junctional adhesion molecule 2b (gene jam2b). The transcript has 10 exons. Gene Ontology annotation, biological process: leukocyte tethering or rolling. Lineage: Eukaryota; Metazoa; Chordata; Actinopteri; Scombriformes; Scombridae. Gene Ontology annotation, cellular component: protein complex involved in cell adhesion; cell surface; tight junction. The coding region runs from base 1 to 861 and encodes 286 amino acids. The record is from RefSeq and is a predicted model, not a curated record.